AUGGUCAAUUUAAUACUUUGUCCAAGACCCAUAAUACAUGCCGUUAGUAGAAAUACCAACAGACAGUAUUUUUCAACUAGAACUUCCAUUAAUGUAGCUGUUUCCAUUUUAAAUGGUGUAUUUAAAAAAGAUAAUCAACAGGGAAACCGUUUUUUUUCAAAUUCGUUUACAGAAAAACAACAGAAGGAGCCUACACCGCAAAAACCAAUAGUUUCACGUUCAAAUGCGUUGAAUACUUCCCCAAUAGAAUUUUCCUCAAAUUUAUCAAAUAUUGAUGCCCAAUUAAGGAUUCCUGACUCAGCCAAAAAAGUUUUUACAUGUACGCCGGAUGUCUCCGAUAAACUUGACCAUGACAUUAUUAGCGAACAGACCACUUCUAGUUAUCCAUUUAAAGUAAAAUAUGUUAAUAAAGUUAAAAAUACCAAAAAUACUUCCUCUUCUUCCGCUCAGCAGGUAGAUAUAAAGAAAAUUAUGAAUGCAUAUUUCCAAUUAAGUAAACCAAGAUUAACAGUUCUAGUCAUGCUUAGUGCUAUUUGUUCUUACGCAUUAUCACCAUAUGCGGCUAGUAUACCUCAAUUGCUAUCUCUAACAGUUGGUACUACACUUUGUUCGACAGCAGCUAAUGCUAUUAAUAUGGGAAGAGAACCAGAAUUUGAUAGGAGAAUGAUUCGUACACAAGCGCGGCCAGUAGUUCGUGGGACAUUAUCUCCAAGACAAGCAUUUACUUUUGCUGGUAUAUCUGGGACUUUGGGAACUUUGAUUUUAUAUUUUGGGGUCAAUCCAACUGUAGCCUUAUUAGGUGCUUCUAAUAUUAUAUUAUACGCAUGGAUCUAUACUUCAUUAAAAAGAAAACAUAUUAUAAAUACCUGGGUUGGUGCAAUCGUUGGUGCAAUUCCGCCCUUAAUGGGCUGGGCCGCUGCUAGUCCUUUAACAGACCCCGGCUGCUGGUGCUUAGCUGGGUUAUUAUAUGCGUGGCAAUUUCCCCAUUUUAACACAUUAAGCCAUAAUAUUAAAAAUGAAUAUAAAAAUGCAGGCUAUGUGAUGACUGCUUGGAAAAAUCCAAAGUUAAAUGCUCGGGUAGCUCUACGAUACUCGUUGUUAAUGUUCCCAUUGUGUUUUGGACUUUCAUAUUUUGGUAUUUGUGACUGGUAUUAUCAAAUAGAUUCUGGUAUUGCUAAUACUUGGUUAUCGUUUUGGGCCUUCAUGUUUUGGUGGCAACAGAAGAAAAACUAUUCUUCCAAAAUUUGUAACGACUCCAUUGCAUUCAACAAAGGUUUAUCAAAAGCUAACGUAUACGCUAGAAAAACUUUUUGGAUCAGUGUGUUGCAAUUACCAGCGGUUUUAAUAUUGGCCAUAUUACAUAAGAAAGGUCGUUGGGAUGGUAUCUUUGACAAUGACAACAACAACAACACUGUCAUUACUUCUAAAUCUGAAACAUAG
Messenger RNA from Saccharomycodes ludwigii, 1440 nucleotides. It is a transcript of the gene COX10, whose product is annotated as protoheme IX farnesyltransferase. Gene Ontology annotation, molecular function: protoheme IX farnesyltransferase activity. The transcript has a single exon. Gene Ontology annotation, biological process: heme biosynthetic process. NCBI's taxonomy places the organism in Eukaryota, Fungi, Ascomycota, Saccharomycetes, Saccharomycodales, Saccharomycodaceae. Gene Ontology annotation, cellular component: mitochondrion; mitochondrial membrane. The record is from RefSeq and is a predicted model, not a curated record. Bases 1 to 1440 code for a protein of 479 amino acids.